GUGAGGACGUAAAAGUUGGUUUUAUCAAGAAAAAAAUAAAAGCUAAAGAAAAAAGUGAAAUCAAAAAAGCAAACAAAGAACUAAAAAAACACAACCACAAUAAAGAAAGGGAAAUUUUUUAUGAAUAAAACAAAUAAAACUCAAAAAUCUAAAAGAAGAACGAAAGACUAACAGAUAGAAUAAAAAAUGAGUCAAUCUACAGUAUCUUGCUUGCCAGUACAAGCUAAAAUGUCGAAAGCAAAAAAAGUCUUGGAUGAAGCGCGUGAAACACAAAAUCGCGAAAUCGAUUUGGUGGAGAAGGGCAUUAGCUCCUUCGAGGAGUUGCCGGGAUUGUUCAACAUGACCAACAUUACUCGCUUGACUUUGAGCCACAACAAAAUCAGUGUCAUUAAUCCCGGCAUUGCUAAUUUAUUGAAUUUGGAAAUCUUAAAUCUUUCCAACAAUCAACUACGCGAACUGCCCGUUUCCAUAUCGUCCAUGCCCAAAUUGCGUAUACUCAAUGUAUCCAUCAAUCGUUUGGAUAGUCUUCCACGAGGCUUUGGAGCUUUUCCCGUUUUAGAAGUACUCGAUUUGUCGUACAAUAACUUGAACGAAAAAGGUUUACCAGGCAAUUUCUUUAUGAUGGAAACCUUGAGAGCAUUGUAUUUGGGCGACAAUGAUUUCGAAUAUAUACCCCAGGGUUUGGGUAACUUAAAGAAUUUACAAAUUUUGGGUUUACGUGAUAAUGACUUGUUGGAAUUGCCACGUGAAAUUGGUGAGCUAGCACGUUUGAGAGAGCUGCAUAUCCAGCACAAUCGUCUACAAAUUUUGCCCCCAGAAGUUGCCCAAUUGGAUUUAUUGGGUAGCAAAUCGGUUAUGAAAAUGGAAGAGAACCCUUGGGUACAACCGAUAGCAGAACAAUACUUAUUGGGUAUUAGCCAUGUCAUUGAGUACAUUAAAACGGAAACGUAUAAAAUUAUUUAUAAUCGCCAUAUGCAAAAUGGUCGUGGUGGACCGCCACCGCCCAAAGCUGAUAAAAGCAAAAAGGCUUCUCGUGUUCGCGCUUAAGAGCUCGUAUAUAUAUACAAUAUUUUUUGUUUGACGGACUUUAAGUGCCUUUUUGUGUUUCAUAAGUGGUCUGGCUAAUUUAGAUGCUAAACUCCUUACUAAAUAUUCAAUUGUGUCAAUUUGUAUGUGUUUUUUUGUACUAAUAAUUUUAAGCAUUUAAGAUAAUGUAUUUUUUCUUUUUGUAUUGUUAACAUUUUAAUUUAUAUUAUACAAAUACUUAUUUUAAUAAAAAAGAAUAAAUAAAACGAAGAACAAAUAUAUAGCAAA
Calliphora vicina (urban bluebottle blowfly) is the source of this 1314-nucleotide messenger RNA. It is a transcript of the gene ics, whose product is annotated as ras suppressor protein 1. Lineage: Eukaryota; Metazoa; Arthropoda; Insecta; Diptera; Calliphoridae. The transcript is spliced from 4 exons. Gene Ontology annotation, molecular function: protein binding. The record is from RefSeq and is a predicted model, not a curated record. The coding region runs from base 187 to 1047 and encodes 286 amino acids.